UUUUUUUUUUUUUCCUCCCCUUCCCUGCCUAAACUCCUCUGUCAGCCUGUAAACAUUACCUGAGAAUUCCCCAGCCGAAACGGCUGCCGGGGCAAGAAACUUCUUCUAAGAACUUUCCACCUCCGGCUUCUCUUCCACCCCUCUUAGCGUCCCAACUUUCGGAGACGUUUUUUCUCCUCCCGAGGCGAAUUUUUUUCUUUUUCUUUUUCCUCACCCGGUACUUAGCAUUUGGGAAGAGUUGAUUUCACGAGUGGCCAGGUGGGACGCCUCCCUCCUCCAGAUUCGGUUUAUUUAUUAUUGUUUGGGGUGUUUUCUUUUUUAAUUCUGGUUUUGUUUGGUCAGGGGAGUUUAGCCCCCUGUCUGGCUCAGCGACGCGGAGGAUGGUGUGGAAAUGGCUGGGCGCGUUGGUGGUGUUCCCUCUGCAGAUGAUCUAUCUGGUGGUGAAAGCCGCCGUCGGACUGGUGCUGCCCGCCAAGCUGCGGGACCUGUCGCGGGAGAACGUUCUCAUCACCGGCGGCGGGAGAGGCAUCGGGCGCCAGCUGGCUCGCGAGUUCGCCGAGCGCGGCGCGAGAAAGAUUGUCCUAUGGGGCCGAACUGAGAAAUGCCUGAAGGAGACGACAGAGGAGAUUCGGCAGAUGGGCACAGAGUGCCAUUACUUCAUCUGUGAUGUGGGCAACAGGGAGGAGGUAUACCAGACAGCCAAAGCUGUCCGGGAGAAGGUGGGUGACAUCACCAUCUUGGUGAACAAUGCUGCUGUGGUCCAUGGGAAGAGCCUGAUGGACAGCGAUGAUGACGCCCUCCUCAAGUCCCAGCACAUCAACACCCUGGGCCAGUUCUGGACCACCAAGGCCUUCUUGCCGCGCAUGCUGGAGCUUCAGAAUGGCCACAUCGUGUGCCUCAAUUCCGUGCUGGCGCUGUCUGCCAUCCCUGGUGCCAUCGACUACUGUACAUCUAAAGCCUCGGCCUUCGCUUUCAUGGAGAGCCUGACCUUGGGGCUGCUGGACUGUCCGGGCGUCAGUGCCACCACCGUGCUGCCCUUCCAUACCAGCACCGAGAUGUUCCAGGGCAUGAGGGUCAGGUUUCCCAACCUCUUCCCCCCACUGAAGCCAGAGACAGUUGCCCGGAAGACAGUGGAAGCUGUCCAGCUCAACCAGGCCCUCCUCCUGCUCCCAUGGACCAUGCAUGCCCUUAUUAUCUUGAAAAGCAUACUUCCCCAGGCUGCCCUCGAGGAGAUCCACAGAUUCUCAGGAACCUACACCUGUAUGAACACUUUUAAAGGGCGAACAUAGAGGCAGGAUGCAGAAAUGCACUGAAGGAGCCACGGAGCCUGACGGGCCACAGCACCCGGGAAUCCACCUGCAGGCCUUGGCACACCUCUGCUGGGUGACCAGGACAGCGCCUGCCCAGAGGGAGAAUCUGGCUGUCUCCCGGGCCAGCCCCAGAACUUUUGCACAGGUGUAACUCUGACCCUCAUGUGGAGGCAAGAAACCAGCAAACAGCCACCUGGACACUUUUGUACAUGUCUAAUUUGGUAGAGUUUAUUGUUCAGUUGCUUCUCAAGUCUAACCCGACCCAGCAGUGUGCAUAGACUUUUUCUGGGAGGGCUUGUCUCUGGAGGCCCCUCCUUCACCUCCACAAUCCACUCAUCCUCAGCUUGCACAGAC
Molecule: messenger RNA, 1664 nt
Organism: Orycteropus afer afer
Lineage: Eukaryota; Metazoa; Chordata; Mammalia; Tubulidentata; Orycteropodidae
Gene: DHRS3
Product: dehydrogenase/reductase 3
Cellular component (GO): lipid droplet
Molecular function (GO): oxidoreductase activity, acting on the CH-OH group of donors, NAD or NADP as acceptor
Source: RefSeq, a predicted model, not a curated record